This is a messenger RNA of Homarus americanus (American lobster), 4449 nucleotides long. RefSeq lists its product as uncharacterized. The record is from RefSeq and is a predicted model, not a curated record. Bases 230 to 1663 code for a protein of 477 amino acids. Lineage: Eukaryota; Metazoa; Arthropoda; Malacostraca; Decapoda; Nephropidae. The transcript is spliced from 11 exons.
GGGUCAGAAACACUCCACAGUUCAGCGAGCGCCGGGCACCGCACACGUCCAUCGUGGUGACAACUGUUAGUGUCAGAAAAGUCGGAGUCCUCACAUUUCUCAGAAGCAAGAGUGGCAGUUCUCUUAAGAUUAAGAUAUUAUUACGAACUCUUGUUGUUUUUUCACAUAGCACUUGAUUACUGAAGUCUUAAGACCGCAAGAUCCCACAGUGCCACAUACACUAGAGACUAUGGGCUCCCUGAGGGUGCUCAGGGUACAGUUCUUGCUAGUGAUGAUAGCGGCAGUCCUGGUGGAGGUGAGGGCACGAAGCCGUUAUUACGAUGAAGAGUGCUACACCGAGAGUGGACGAGGCCUGAGGCUACACAGUCACAAUGUGGACAAGUACCUAUCUGUGACCUCUCUGAAGGACUGUGAGAGGGCAUGUGACAUCGCCUUCUUCUCCUGCAAGUCCUUCUCGUAUAGCGAUUACCGAAACCGCGAGAAGGAGAACUGUCUUCUCUCGCGGGAUGACUCAACAACACUUAAUAUUCGCGACGAUCGUGACUUCUACCACGACAAGGACUUCGUCUACUACGAGAAAUCCUCAGGACGUGAUUGCCGCUACGAUGAUAACCUCGACAACUACAGUCGGAGUUGCUACGAUCUGAUCAAAACACGAGAGAGGAUCAACCGCCGGUUCAUCAUCCACGGAAAGGUGUUGAGGACUCGUGAUCGCAAGGAGUGUGAGAACGAGUGUGACAGAGAACGACUGUGUAAAGGCUUCAAUUACAGGUUCAAGACACAAGGCUAUGAACAAUACCGAGACAACUGCGAGUUAAGCAGCCAGGACGCCAGCAGCUCUUACGACUUCAACACAGACGAAGAUUUUGAUUUCUACGAGAAGAAACGCGACUGUUACUAUGGCGGUAGCGGAAGUGGGGGAAGUAUCGGAAGUAGCGGAAGUAGUGGAAGUAGUGGAAGUAGCGGCAGGAACGAGUGUUUCCGCCUGGCUAAGACGGAGGUGGCGCUGGAAGGUCGGGCUGUCCGAAAUAGUUUUACCGUGCGUGAUAUCCGGGAGUGUGAGCGAGAGUGUGAGCGCUCCCGGCGGUACACCUGCAAAUCCUUCUCCUUCAGGGAGUCAUCUGACCGGAAUCAAGGCAGAGACGACAGGUAUGACACCAAUCCAGGGAGGCGCGAAAACUGCUUCCUAAGUGACCAGGAGUCUCGCGAUGUACCUACCUACAACCUUGUGAGAGAACGAGAGAGUGAUUUUUACGAGCGACGAAUGUAUGAUAGAGAGUGUAGCGUUGACGACAGCGGAGACCAGGGCUACGAGUACUCUUAUGGCGAAGGAGAGAAUGUGGUUAGUGGGAUACGCUGUUACCGCGACCGCUGCAGGGAGGACCGUCAAGGAGGUUACUAUUUCUGCGAGACGGACUUCUCUGGCGCCUGGGACUACUGCUGCAGGCCUGAUGCGCGCUGUGGCUAUUCCCAGGACUAUGAAACUCCAUGGUGCUAUGUGGGCAGUGUGGGUCGUGACCAGUGGCGACCAUGCACCAAGCAAGGACGAGAUAGGGAUUACCUGCACUCAGGCUCUCACCCUGAGGCGGGGACUAACCUCACCACCACCGCUGCGCCUCCGACCACAUCCUCAAUUGAACUCAUCGACAUAAAUAUGGGAUAGUUCACCUCACAACUUCCUUGCAUUUCCUUAUACAGAAUACAAGAUACGUAGCGAGAUUUAUCCAAUGACCAAAUUUAAGACGAACUGGGAAAUAUUUUGUUACUGAGCCAGACAACGGGUUUAUCUGGGACUGCCGUAAUAAACUUUAUAAUUUUUAAAGCUUAUAUACGGUAAUUGUCUUUAUUAACUCUAUCAUGGACGGUAAAUCUACACCAAAAGUUAUAUUUUGUUCCUGAAUAGAUUUUUUUUACUUAUUUUUUUUUACCAUUUCCCUGAAAGGAAAAUUGUUAAAAUAGCUUAGAAUAAUUAUGGUAUGUUUUUUCGCCUUCUCGCUACCUAUGACACAAAGUUGAUCUAGUCUUGAUAAAGUAAAGUAGUUUCUGCUGUUUCUGUGCGUGAGAGUUUCUUCAUCCGUUUUCCUUGGUUGUUAAGCGGGUCAACAACAUUCCUGUUGAGCAGUAUUGCCAGAAACUCUGAUCUGAGCACACACCUCAUCAAGGCUUAAUAAUCUAUCUCCCUAUCAUAUUAAUGUGUUAGUCCGCUGCUCUAAAGUCAGAUUACUUAAUAAAUUAUUUACAUUAUUUACAAAUAAAAAAAUCAGGAAAAAACUAUUGUUGAAAAAACCAGAAACAUUGAAAUGUUUUACCACAGGUGUUGAGCGUGUACUGUACAUGGUCUGUAUUCAUUAACACUAAAAAUUUACUUUCUCCAUCGAUUUUUAAAAUAUUAGAAUUAUUUAAUAUCCCAUAAAUAUGUUUGUAUCUGCAUAGCAUUACAUGUGGCAUUACCAAGAGAAGCAGUGUUCCUUGUGGUAAAUUUGAGAACUUAGGAAAGACAAACAAUAUGACCGUUCUUCCUGCCAAUAAUAUCCACCACAACCUGUGUUAAUUUACCACAUCCUGUGUAUUACAAUCCACCGAGUAAACAAAACCUGAUCAACAAAAAAGUAACUAGUCGAUAUGUCAGAGAGGGAGAACAAGUGGCGUAAGGUCGGUCGAUAUACAACGUCUUAUUAUGUCAACAAGUUCACUCAAUCCUGAAUGACAAGAAAUUAGGACCUGGUAGUGUGAGCAGGCGCGGCCAUCGACCGAGUGACCUGUUUGUUGUGUUAGAUCACCCAGGCCAGGCAGCCACCCCUCCCUCCCUCCCUCCCUCCCUCAUAUUGCUGUGUGUUCCUGUCCCACACCUCUUUACCUGUUCCAUAUCUCUUCUAGCCUCAUACCUCUGUGUACCCAUCCCACACCUCUGUUCCAGCCUCACCACACCUCUGUUCCUGCCUCACCACACCUCUGUUCCUGCCUCACCACACCUCUGUUCCUGCCUCACCACACCUCUGUUCCUGCCUCACCACACCUCUGGUCCUGCCUCACCACACCUCUGUUGAUCUGUUCCACACACCUGCUUACCCUCUCAGAUUCUCAUUACGAUCCCACCAUAUACAUACACAUAAGGACAAUGAUAAAAUAUAUAAAUAAAUAACAACAACUAUUUCAUUUAUUAAUAUAAGUUGUAAAUCAAAUAGUAUUUUUUUUGUUUAUGAUUCGCUCUAUAAUAUGGUAGAGAGGACAACACUCGAUGCUAUAUACAGGUAAAGGUAUGAUGACGUAUAAUUACAACGUGUGCAAUCAAGGUAACAGCGGUAUCUCAGGAAGGUGCUGUAUGUUAACCUUGUAUCCUAACGUAACUGAUCUCCUUCACAGUUCAUGUCGAUCGUGUUUACUAUAUCAGUAUUAUGUUACAAGUAGUUUACUUUUCUCUCAUAUAAGAGAACUUGAUCAUGUCUAGUUUGUGUUUCACGUGACGAUUGCACGGUAUACUGUAACGAAUCCUCCCACCACUAUGCGUUACAACCAGUAAACUACAUUUUUUUAACGAUGUUGUAACGUGUAAUAUUACUAGUAGUGUCUCUGAAAUCUAUAUCACCUACAUGCUUCUUCACGAUAUUUUGAUGUUUUGGCCCCAGAACAACAAUAUUAACAGCACUUUUAGGGUUUAAGUUAUAAAAGGAACAUUGACAGUCGAGUGUAAGUCCUGACAGGGAAGGUUGCUCAAGUCAAGUACUCUUCUGUUGAUGUGACUUUGACAAUAUAUUUUGGAUGGUGUUUCAAUAUUCCUCUACUGUAUUAUUAGAUUAGAUAUUACGACACUUAGUGAGAUACAAUUCUAAGGUUGAUUUAAGAGCUGAUGCGUGAUAGUAAUUUGUUUAGUGUAGCUAGGGGAUGUACAUAGUCCUUUAGUCAUAACUGAGACACACAAACUAAAAUAUUCUCUUUAUGCUUGAGUACUGUAUGUAUUUUAAAGGUCAUCAUUACCUUACAGGAUAAACUGAUUAAGCUACAAGUGUCUAAGAGGAGUAAUCCGCCUUUAAGGUCUCAUGAGGAAGGUUCAGUGACUUAAGAUGAAGUAAAGAUAAUCACUUAUAUAAUGUGGAUGAAAUUAGCGAACAGGUCGAACAAUACACACACACUUAAGUCAAUGUUGUCCUCCACAUACAGAGAGAUGAUCAUAUACCAUUACCUGUGUUGUUUUACAGUUUCUCUUGUGUUAUUAUGUUUACCUAAACCUAACCUAACCAAACCUUGACUGUGAUGUUUGUGGUAUUAUUAAGGUUACAUAACAAAGUAUAAUUAUUCCUUUAGGCAAUCAUAGCCGCCGGAAAUAAGAUAAUAAUGCUAAAAAAUAUUCUUACGUUCUUCUUUGAUUAAAAAAAUCCUUUGUAAUAUCUAGUGGCUUUAUAUUAUCCAAUAAAAAAUAACUUGGCAUAUAUAAAAACAAUAUUUAAUUAA